AUGCGUCUUUUCAUUCGAGUGCAAAACGAACUCAUCAAAAAGGCCCUGGAAACAGGCAACCCAAUCAUCCCGGUCUGCGCAGAUCUAUACUCAGAGCUGUACAAAUGGAUAGCGGUGGGGUCAACCCCAAGGAAAGCGAGAUGGCUCGAGACCGGUGUGGUCCACCUCAAGAAAGAAAUAUUCAGAGAAGAGGACCUUAAAAACCGCCUAUUGGUUUACACCGACGCGUCUGGAGGAGCGGGCGGCCUAUGUAUCGAGAACUUGGGAGAAAAAGAACCAUUCUACUGGCCGAAGGGUUUCGAGUCGGAAGAUAUCUUUAUGAAAGAGGCUUACGCCAUUUACAUUAUGCUCAAGAGAAAGGGCAGCCGCCUAAAAGAUAGGAGAAUUCUCAUCAAAUGCGACAACCAAGUGGUCUGCAGUGCCCUCUACCAUGGAUCCAGAGUGGGGAGACUCAACAGCUUGAUCCACCGGAUCUAUGAGGUGGCCGAUGAGUGGAACAUCGACGUACGAGUCGAUUACGUCAACACCAAAGAACAACUAGCGGAUGAACCGUCCAGAACCUUCGACUUUAACGAGAGCGAGAUCACCGACGAGGCGUUUAAAGAAUGCUGUUCCUACUGGGGGGAAACUCCCACUAUCGAUGCGUUCGCAACGAAAGAGAAUGCUAGAGCCGAGAGGUAUAUCUCGAGAUACUCCGAUGACCAAGCAGUUGCCCGCGACUUUUUUCGUUUUACCAGAUGGAGAGCGAAAGAAGUCAUCUACGCUUUCCCGCCAAGGAAACUGGCAACGCUAGUCUUCAGUAUGAGUUCCCUUGAUGUAGACAACGAUUUGGAUUCUAACCUAACCGUCAUGGCCCCCGUCGCGCUAAGAAAGAAGGAGAAAGGAAAAGACACUUCUUUCGCAGCCAUCAGAGAGAAGUUCGAUUUGUCUUCGAGCAAACAAGCGGUGGACAAGCGCACGGCAUUACGUGUUAUAGCGGAGAAUUUGGGUCACCCCAUACUUGGUCCCUUGCUCAAGGAGAGGAAGAGGACUCAAAACGAGCUGAAACAAAUGGUUCCUAUCCUAGACCAUCUAAAGCUUAAAGCACAGGAAGCUCGGACCCUCCAGCUUCUUUACAACACGGCUCUAAUGAAUAAAGAGACGGGGGCGACCCCAAAAGGCCAAGCCGGCAUCGAUGAGGAGAGAUUCCUCAACUCCCACUCGAAAGAAAAGAUCAACAAGGAGGUGCAAACCACCAAAACCGAAAGUGACAGCUACGAAGCAGUCAAAUUGUCCCUGGAAGAUCGGGUUAAAGCCCUCGAUAAAGAAGUCCAGGAGAAGGCGGAACGCCUUAAAAUCAAAACGGCGUGUCGUGAAGGCGACACAUACUACCUCAUCCAAAGAAGGACGACCGGUUUGAAGAUGACAGUCCACCGCAACCUGGAAGAAGUGGGCCAGGAAUUCUACCAGAAGUUCGCCUCGGUGAAAGCCUUGGUCAACUUGGAUAAGAACGACGUGGCGCCGAUCAUAAGCGAGCUCCUUCGAGUCACCCCACUGGAAUUGGUUGACGACCGCCUCAUCAUUAUGAAGAUUCAAGAGAAGCUGAACGAUGAAACGCUCUCUAGACUGGAUUUCUCCAGACUCUGUUAUUCCCUGUUUACACAGGAAUGCCAAGACGAGUUCGAUAAAAACUUCCACCAACUCGCCGACAAUGAGAACAACCUCAGGAAGUUCCAACUGCCCCUCGACUCUGUACUUCGUGAAGACGAAGAAUACCGCACUCACACCCAUGCUGAUCAGAAGCGGGUCAAGUCAGUUACUGAGCGCCUCAGAUUCAACAAGGCGACAGCGGAGGAAAAGCGCUGGCUCAUUAACUACAAGAAAACCCAAGCCAACAACGAGGCCGAGUUGAAGAAGGCCACGCAAAAUGGCAACCAGCGUAAUAGAGGCGGGAGAUCGCAGCAGAAAAAGGGCCAGCAAGGUGGAGGAAACUCCAACAACAACAAGGGGAACCAGAAUGGUGGAAACCAGAACCAAAACCCCAACAAAAGACCCAACCCUAACAACAAGGGUCAGGGCGGAAACGCCAAUAACCAAAACCAGAACAACCAGUUCAAAAAGCAGAAACAAAACGAGCCAAGAGGCCCUCCAAAACAGGAACCCAAAAAGGAGCCCUGA
Oikopleura dioica is the source of this 2157-nucleotide messenger RNA. NCBI's taxonomy places the organism in Eukaryota, Metazoa, Chordata, Appendicularia, Copelata, Oikopleuridae. The record is from the annotation of a GenBank genome assembly.